AUUGUGGUAUUUUUUUUGGCGUGACCAUCGAUAGUUGCUCACCACUAGAAAACAGAAAGCUAAAAAAAAAAUGCAAAAUUGGCCAAAUUUUCGACAUAAAUAAUAGUUUUCCCUUGAGAAAUUCGCAAACUGCGUGGCAGGACGACCAGCUGACCACCCCGAUCCUCACGUGGAUUGGAGAUUCAUAUAUAGGUGGCAGCCAGAUCGAAGGUUUCACAGCGGACGCUUUUGCAAAAAUAGAAAAAGGAAAAACUGCCAACUCCCACACAAAAAAAAAAAAUUAAAAAGAAAAGGAAAAGGUCAAGUGGUCAUCAGAAUCAAGGGUAAUCUCCUCGAAAAUGCAGCAGAAUACGGCUAGCAAUCCGUUCGCCAUGUCCACAUAUGUGGAGCGACCCCAAAUGGGUUUGGAUGUGGAAUUUGGUGCGGACCCUGCCAGCGGUGCAGCAUUCUUUCAAUCCGAUGGACGGAAACAUGAUGAUCUUAAGCUAAUGUUGGACAGCAACAAGGAUGGACUUAAACUAGAGGCCAUGAAAAGGAUCAUUGGGAUGAUUGCCCGCGGAAGAGAUGCCAGUGAUCUUUUCCCGGCUGUUGUCAAAAAUGUGGUAUCAAAGAAUAUCGAGGUUAAGAAGUUGGUAUAUGUCUAUUUAGUGAGAUAUGCCGAGGAGCAACAGGAUUUGGCCCUGCUUUCCAUUUCCACAUUUCAAAGGGCACUCAAGGAUCCAAAUCAACUUAUCCGUGCUUCGGCCUUGCGGGUAUUAUCCUCCAUAAGGGUCAGCAUGAUUGUGCCGAUCGUAAUGCUGGCAAUUCGAGAUAGUGCUGCCGACUUGAGUCCGUAUGUGAGGAAGACAGCGGCCCAUGCUAUUCCCAAGUUGUAUUCUCUGGAUGCGGAUCAAAAAGAUGAACUGGUCAUGGUCAUAGAGAAGUUGCUAUCGGAUCGCACUACGCUGGUAGUGGGAUCUGCAGUGAUGGCCUUCGAUGAGGUUUGCCCGGAACGCGUGGAUUUGAUCCAUAAGAACUACCGCAAACUGUGCAAUCUUCUCGUAGAUGUGGAUGAAUGGGGUCAGGUGAUUAUCAUCAAUAUGCUUACCCGCUAUGCACGCACUCAGUUUGUCGAUCCCAAUGCGGAUGACGAGGACUUGGUGAAUGAUGGUCUUGGUGAAACGCCUGUUAACGAACGCUUCUAUGAUGAAUCCUCGCACUCAUCUUCCAACAGCGAUGAUGGUAGUAGCGAUGAUGAGAAGAACAAAUCGCGUACUAAUAAUAAUAACAAUAAUGGCGGUGGCAAUGGCAGUAGGACACCAAGUUCUCCAAGCAAUAGCUACCACAUCGAUGUGGAUCAUCGUCUGUUGUUGAGGCAAACGAAACCGCUGCUUCAAUCGCGAAAUGCCUCUGUGGUGAUGGCAGUGGCACAGCUAUAUCAUCAUGUGGCGCCCAAGAAUGAAGUCCAAUUGAUUGCCAAGGCGCUUAUACGACUGCUUAGAUCGCAUAAGGAAGUCCAAAGUGUGGUUCUCAAUUGCAUUGCCUCGAUGUCCACCAAGCGAAAGGCGAUCUUUGAACCGCAUCUGAAGUCCUUCUUUGUACGGACCAGUGAUCCCACGCACUUGAAACUGCUCAAGCUGGAUAUUCUUACCAAUUUGGCUUCGGCGGGCAGUAUUUCGCUUAUCCUGCGUGAAUUUCAGACCUACAUCUCCAGCAGCGAUCGUUCGUUUGUGGCGGCUACUAUUCAGGCCAUUGGACGAUGUGCAUCCAGCAUUAAGGAGGUUACCGAGACCUGUUUGAGUGGCCUGGUACAUCUGCUGUCCAACCACGAUGAACAUGUGGUGGCCGAGAGCGUGGUGGUGAUUAAGCGUCUUCUUCAAACGAAAGCAGCCGAGCACUUUGAGAUCAUCACCCAGAUGGCCAAGCUUAUUGAUUACAUUAAUGUGCCGGCAGCAAGGGCGGCCAUUAUAUGGCUUAUAGGCGAGUACAACGAGAAGGUGCCACUGAUUGCCCCGGAUGUGCUGCGUAAGAUGGCCAAGUCGUUUGUCGACGAACAGGAUGUGGUUAAGCUACAGGUCUUGAACCUAGGCGUUAAGCUCUAUCUGACCAAUCCAGACCAGACGUCGCUAUUGUGUCAGUAUGUCUUUACGUUGGCCCGCUAUGAUCCCAAUUACGAUGUCCGUGAUCGCGCUCGUUUCCUGCGUCAGAUCAUCUUCCCGGCCAGUGGAACGAGUUCGGUGCUCAGUCAGCAUGCCCGCCAAGUUUUCCUGGCCAGUAAACCGGCUCCGGUGCCAGAGAGCAAGUACAGGGAUGGCAAUAACUUCCAAUUGGGAUCAUUGUCCCACUAUUUGAAUAUGCCUGCAACAGGCUAUAAGGAACUGCCUGCAUUUCCGGUUAUUCCACCGGAUUCUUCGGUUCGUAAUAUAGCUGGUUUUAUGCAGGAAAAGCUGCCGGGCGAGGAUUCGCCAUCGGGGCGCUCUAAGGAAAAAUCCGCCGGUGGAAGUGGUGGAAAGGAAAAAGGUGCGGGUGGCGAGAAGAGUUUCCUAUCCGAAUCUGAGGACAAAUCGUCAGCGUAUUCAGAAUCAGGGAGCAGCAGUGGCAGUGGCACCAGCGACAGCGGUUCUGAUAGCGAUGAUAGCGGGAGCAGCGAUGAGGAGGAGGAACAGAAGCAGCAGCAACAGCAACAGCAGCCGCCCGUAAAGGUUUCUUCGAAAAAGGAGCAGCUCAUUGAUGCUGGGAGCAGUGAAGUGACAGUGGAUUCUACGACAGUAAAAGCAACGACGAACAAUAAUAAUAAUGCGGCUGGUUUCUCCGGAACCUCGGACAGCGAAGACUCAUCGGCGUACAGUGGCAGUAGUAGUGAUGAUAGUGAUUCCGAUAGCGACAAUGAAGUGGAAAAGAGGCAGCCAGAAAUUAAGCCGGAAAAGAUCAAAGAAAAGCUAGAGAAAAAGCCUGAACAGCCGGCCUCGAAAAGUAAUCUGGAUCUGUUGCUCGAUCUGGAUGACAUUCCGCCCAUUGGUCCUGUGAUGACGCCCUCACUAGGAGGAUUCCUAACGCCUGGGACUCCAUUGAUGGCUGGACAGGCGGCACCACUGCAGCCACAGCAUGCCCGUAAUCGAGUCGAACUAGUGGGUCCCUCGCACAUUGAGUUCAAGCACAAGGAGCUGCUUAAUAAGGUCAGUGGCCAUGGGCUGCAGUUGGCCUACCGCUUCACCCGCUCGCCGCAUCUCUACUCCUCAAGCAUGUGCUCCAUUGAGCUGCAAUUCCAGAAUCGUGGCGAGAAAGAGAUUACGGCCAUACGUUUGGGCCAAACAACUCUGCCGGCGGGCAUGCAAUUGAACGAGUUUGCUCCUAUAACCAUUCUUCAGCCGCAACAAACAGCCAGUGGUGUACUGGGCGUGGAUUUCAAUGAUUCCACGCAUGCUGUGGAUCUGGAGCUAAUCUCCAGUGCGGGCAGUUCACGGCUGCAGUUAAAGCCGCCAGUGGGCGAGCUAGUUAGAUCCGUCCAAAUUGGCGAAAGCUGUCAUCGCGAGGAGCGAGCCAAGCUGCGUGGCAUGAACGAGCAUCAGUGCGAGUUACGGGGACUGCGUCGGGAUCUAAUCGAUGUGGCUGCCCUGCGGCAAAAGGUUUUCGAAUCCAUCAAUGUGGCGCAUACGCACAGCUCUUCCAAUGGCCAACUGCAUUGUUUUGCGGGUCAAACCCUAAGCUCCAAGAGCCUAGUGCUUCUCACCCUGCACUGGCAAACGGAGGAGGCACUCACGUUGCUGGUGAAUUGUGAAAAGAUGGUCAUUGGAUCCAUGGUGCUCAACGAACUACGGAAUGCCCUCCAGUUAAGCUUCGCAAUGUAAGCGAUCGAUCGUUGGACAUGAAAGAAAGCGAGACAGCAGGGAAAUAACCUGGGAGCAGGGCUACUCAACUGAGAACAAAGCAAAGCGCCGCCGCCUCACUACGUAAAUCUAAGCAUUCAUAUUUAGCUAUAUAUAUAUAUAUAUACUGUAAAGGGCGUGGGCGAACGUAAUCUUUGAAUUAGUUCCAAACUAUCUCUACUGCAAUAAUUCCUAAACUAAAAAAAAUUCAAUCAAAUGUGCAAUGUAACUUUUGGAAGUGCAAUAGGUUUAUCAUAUAUCAUAUAAUGUCAAAUUAAAUUCCGAACGAAUUUUCAAAUUUGGAAUUCAAACCUAUUUGCUAUAUUUUUUUAAAACUGUUAAAAACUGAUGAAAUGUAAUCACAGCCACAAGCCCUCAAAACUAUAUUUAUUGUUAUUGAUUUUUGCUAAAUUCCUAUUGGAAACCUUAAAUGAAAUUGUUAAAUUUAAAUAUUUUCUAUAUAUAUUCUUAACUCAGCUGAAAUAUUUUGCACUAACGAGUUGCCAUUUCCCUUUUACAAAUGGUUAAACUCAACAACUUUGAGAUUAGUAUUAGUUUACAAAAAACAAAAAAAAAAAACAAAAUCAACUUGUUAAAUCGUUCAAGGAUUACUUGACGCCCCGCCCAAUUAUACACAUGAAAUCAUGAA
Messenger RNA from Drosophila eugracilis, 4494 nucleotides. It is a transcript of the gene rb, whose product is annotated as AP-3 complex subunit beta-2. The transcript is spliced from 4 exons. Gene Ontology annotation, cellular component: AP-3 adaptor complex; membrane coat. The coding region runs from base 339 to 3827 and encodes 1162 amino acids. Gene Ontology annotation, biological process: intracellular protein transport; vesicle-mediated transport. The record is from RefSeq and is a predicted model, not a curated record. NCBI's taxonomy places the organism in Eukaryota, Metazoa, Arthropoda, Insecta, Diptera, Drosophilidae.